This is a messenger RNA of Gallus gallus (chicken), 2393 nucleotides long. It is a transcript of the gene MIER2, whose product is annotated as MIER family member 2. The record is from RefSeq and is a predicted model, not a curated record. Gene Ontology annotation, cellular component: nucleoplasm. Bases 533 to 2233 code for a protein of 566 amino acids. The transcript has 14 exons. Gene Ontology annotation, molecular function: histone deacetylase binding; transcription corepressor activity. Gene Ontology annotation, biological process: negative regulation of transcription by RNA polymerase II. Lineage: Eukaryota; Metazoa; Chordata; Aves; Galliformes; Phasianidae.
GCCGCCGCUCGCGCCCGGCCAUGGCGGAGCUUUCAGAGCCUUGCACUGAAGCACCCCAGAUGUCCUGGCUCACAAAGAGGAUCACAACGAGAUGUCAGCCAUGACUGUGUUGUAUUGAUGCUCUGACCUUCUGCCAUCAGAUGCUCUCAGUCAGCUCAAAGGCAUCACUUAAUUACCUGCUUGCUCCCUACCUAGGCUGAACUUGAUGAACAGCAUUUCCACGUCCCUCAGCCCACGGAGCUGCAGAUGUUCUGGAUUGCUUUUCAAGCUUCAGCCCGUAUUGCUGCCUAAACUGAAUGCCUCAAAGCAGGAGCCUGUCCUCACCAUCCUGUCUCAUCUCUUCCUACCUCACCUCUGCUUGCACACCUCCCAGGCUCCUUUGCUGCCUGCCCAGCUCUGAAUUUCUUGCCCGGCCCCUCUGUGUCUCCUGAAUGUGGCCUCGGUGGGCAGGCAGAGCCCGAGGGUGGUGCCAUACCCAGCCCACAGCCUAUGUCCUGGAGAGCCCAGCCUUCAGAGCGCAGCAGUUGUGUCCAUGGGCUCAGCUGAUCACCGACUGAACCUGGCAGAGAUCCUUUCGCAGAACUACGGCGUGCGGGAAGAAAGGGAAGAAGAUGAUGAUGCUCAGGAGAAGCAGAAGUCUUUAGAAGAGCUGGAGAAGAGUUUCAGUGCCUCUCAGCUGCUGUUGUUCUCGGUGAUUGUUCCAUGCCUGAUGAAGCUUUGUCCUCCUCUCGCUCAGAGCAGUGAAAUGCCAUUUGAGGAGCUGCUUGCACUUUAUGGCUAUGAGGCAUCCAAUCCCAUUUCAGAGCAGGACAGCGAGAGCAAUGACAUCCCUCCAAACCUUCCCGAUAUGACUCUGGAUAAGGAACAAAUAGCGAAGGAUUUGCUUUCAGGGGAAGAAGAGGAGACGCAAUCUUCAGCUGAUGAUCUGACUCCAUCGGUCACGUCCCACGAUGCAUCAGACCUAUUCCCAAACCAGCCUGGCUCAAACAACUUCCUUGCUGAUGAAGACAAAGAGCCCUGUUCAUCUCCAUGUGCUUCCUCCAUGGCUGAGGAAUCAGAGGAGGAUUCCAUGCCAUCUAGCGAGUGUAAGAAGGACAUCAGUAUUGGACCUCAGUUCCAAGCCACCGUUCCCAUCCUCCACUUAAACAGGCACAGUGAAAAAGCCUAUGAAAAUGAAGAUCAGCUGCUUUGGGACCCAAACAUCCUACCUGAAAGAGAGGUUGAAGAGUUCCUAUACCGUGCUGUGAAGCGGCGGUGGGACGAGCUGUCUAGCAGCAGCCUGCCAGAAGGGGAGAUGGUGAAAGACAACGAACAGGCUUUGUAUGAGCUGGUGAAAUGCAACUUCAAUGCAGAAGAGGCAUUACGGAGGUUACGGUUCAACGUGAAGGUUAUCAGAGAUGAGCUCUGUGCCUGGAGUGAAGAAGAAUGUAGAAAUUUUGAACAUGGCUUCAGGGUCCAUGGGAAAAACUUCCAUCUUAUCCAGGCAAACAAGGUCCGCACUCGGUCAGUGGGUGAAUGCGUGGAGUAUUACUACAUGUGGAAGAAGUCAGAACGCUACGACUACUUCACUCAGCAGACCCGUUUAGGAAGGAAGAAGUACGUCCUCCACCCUGGAGCCACGGAUUACACUGACAACGAUUUGGAUGGGGGUGAGGUGGAAAACGCCAGCCGCUCUCGGAGCUUCCCACCCAUCCCCUCUGCCACCAGCUGCCUGGACUCUCACUUUGGCCAAGACCAGCUAGCAAUUGAGAGCACAGAGCCCCUGAGCGUGGAGAGCACAGCCUGCAGCCUGGGCAGCAUGAGUGAAUCAGGACAGGGCUACGAGUGCAGUACUCCUUCAGAGACGAAUUGUUCCUUUGACCCUGCAGAGGAGGCCUCCUCAGGCACCAUCUCUGCCUCCUGCACACGGCAUACUGUCACCCCCUCGGACACGGGGCUCUUUGCUUUGCCACCAGCAGGACCAGGACUGGCAGAGAAGCAGGAGACAUUACAAAGCUCUGGUGAGACGAUAACCAUGGACUUCACUCUCCCUGCAGACAUUAACGAGGGUUUGCCUUUAAUUGCUGGCCCUGUGGAUUUGGGCAGAGACCCAGAGGCAGUGGUGGCCCCUGCGCAAGUGUCCUUAUCGGUCACAGAUUUUGGCCUCAUUGGCAUCGGAGAUGUAAAUAGUUUCCUGACUGCUCAUCAGGCCUGCUCAGCACCUGUGGCUCGAUCAGAGCCUUUGUCACAGUGAGAAUCUUCAGUCACGAACCUGUCACGGACCCAGCAAGGACUUGGACCUGACUGAGUCAAAUCCUGGAACUUCCACUGUUCUGUAGGGACAGUUUGGAGCUCUUGGUCAGAAUCCUUCUUUCCAUCCUCCCUGAUCCAAGGCUACAGUGAAACCAAACACA